Coturnix japonica (Japanese quail) is the source of this 1802-nucleotide messenger RNA. The record is from RefSeq and is a predicted model, not a curated record. NCBI's taxonomy places the organism in Eukaryota, Metazoa, Chordata, Aves, Galliformes, Phasianidae.
UUGCAACCCAUUGCAACCCAUUGCAACCCAUUGCAUCCCUGUGCGUUGCAUCCCAACGCGUUGCCAGGCAACGGGGAGUAGUGAUUGACAGCUCCAGCCACGCCCCCCCUGCCGGGUACCGCCUCUCUAUUGGCUGAGCGGAGGGGGAAGAGGCGGGGCAAUUAGUCCCGUAGGGAAACGGGGCGGCGCUGGAUUGGCGGCUGGAGCGGCCAAUGAGAAGCGAGGGGAGGAUCGGCGCGCGGGAAGGCGUGGCGCGCUCCUCUCCGCGCGCUCCGAUUGGCUGAGAAGCGCGCGGUGGGCGGGAGCGGGAGGGAGCGCCUUCUGAUUGGCUGAGGCGAGCACGGUGGGCGGGAGCGGCGCGGCGGGACUCUCCCCACUCUGAUUGGUUGAGGAGUUCGGUGGGCGGGAACAGCGCUGUGGUAAGCCGCACUCCGAUUGGCUGAGAGUCUCCGAGCUCCCAUUGGCCUCUCCCCUCGGCUCGGAGGGCAGCGAUUGGCUGUAGCAGAAUGGCGGCAAUACUGGAGCAGGCGCUGGGCCCGGAGCGGGCCGAACCAGGCCCAACAUGGCCGCUGUUGGUGCUGGGCCCGGUGGGGUCGGGUCGGACGGCGCUGCUGCUGCGGGCGGCGUUGGCUGGAGGCGGAGAUGGGCCCCGUGUGCUUUAUAUGGCGCCCACAGCCCCCACCAGGAUCCCGAAUGGCGGCGGAGGAGAACACAGAGCGCUGCAGCGCCUGGAGCUCCGUUACCCCCCCACCUUGGCAGCCUUAACCCAGGAGCUGGCAGCAAUGGCGACCCGAGCCCGGCCCCCCGGUUUACUCUUAGUGGAUGGCUUGGAACAUUACAUCCAAUGGAGGCCCAACGCUGCAGCCCGUCUGGCCGCCAUGUUGCUGGAGGCCUCCCGUGCCUCCCAUCCCCCCACCCCCCUCAUUGCAUCCCUCUGUCUGCCCCCCGUCCCCCCCCACCCCACGGGGCAUCACGUGUUGCCCAUCCUGCGCCGUUAUUUCUUGGCUGAGUGUCACUUGAGACCCACCGAUGGGACCCAUAUGGGGGUGGAGGUCUGUCUUAUCCAGCCUGGAGGGGCCUCGAGGGGGUGGAGGGUGAGGUUUGGGGAUCAGGGGGGGAUCAGUGUCAUGGCCAGGGAUGGGGAUGGGGAUGGAAGUGAUGGAGGUGGGGGUGGGGAUGGGGAUGGAGGGGGGAGUCUGGGUGGUGAUGUGAUGCUGAGGUCACUGGGGGGGUGGUGACAUGGAGAACAGGUGAUGUGGGACCCAGGUGACGUGGUGACAUGGAGCUGCCUUGUGAUACAAUGACAUGGAGCUGAAGGGACUUGGAGCCCAGGUGACGUGGUGACAUGGAGCCCAGAUGAUGUGGGACCCAGGUGACACAGUGACAUGGAGCCCAUGUGAGGAAGGACCCAAGUGACACGGUGACAUGGAGCCCAGGUGACAUGGAGCUACAGUGACGUGGGACCCAGGUGACACAGUGACAUGGAGAACAGGUGAUGUGGGACCCAGGUGACAUGGAGCUGUGGUGACAUGGAGCCCAGAUGACAUAAAGCACAGGUGAUGAAGGACCCAAGUGACAUGGAGACAUGGAGCCCAGGUGACAUGGUGGCAUGGAGCUGCAAUGACAUAGGACCCAGGUGAUACAGUGACAUGGAACUGCAGGGAUAUGGAGCCCAGGUGAUGUGGGACCCAGGUGACACGGAACCAAGUGACAUAGAACCAGAUGACAUGGAACCCAGGUGACACGGAACCAGAUGGCACAGAACCCAGAUGACACAGAACCCAAUUGACACCGAACCCAAU